Messenger RNA from Triticum dicoccoides, 1442 nucleotides. RefSeq lists its product as uncharacterized. The transcript is spliced from 7 exons. NCBI's taxonomy places the organism in Eukaryota, Viridiplantae, Streptophyta, Magnoliopsida, Poales, Poaceae. The record is from RefSeq and is a predicted model, not a curated record. The coding region runs from base 1 to 1362 and encodes 453 amino acids.
AUGGCCCAUGCGGCAGCCGUCGACCCGGGAGAAUCAACGCCGGCCACCGCCGCGACGCCGCGCGCCGGCCCCGCUCGGCCGGAUCCCGCGCGCCGCCUCCCCGUCACCCCGCGCAAGCUAGGGUUUACUCCGUUCCGCGGCCCUCCUCCCCCUCCUCCUCAAGAGCGAGCACUGACAGAUUCAUCAGAGGAGAUUCAGACUCCUGAAUGGAAACCUUAUGCCGGAUCUCAAGCUGUUCCAGAUACCGAGGGUGUGAGGACACCUGGAAGUUCACUUAAGAACACCUGUGAAGCUUUGGCGCAUGAAGCGUUCACCGAUGAACAGCGUGCGCAGUUGUAUGCACAUAUAUUAAUAACUGCAGAUCUUGAACAGGGAAAACCACCAUCAAAGGCCGCCAUGGUUCUGGCCUUUGGACAACCUGUGGAGGGUCAGAAACAUGCAUGGGAGGAGGUUUGGCGUGCUGCUCUUGACAGAUACCAGAACCAAAUGUCACCACUGGGCUUUGAGACACCUUUUAGUUCCCAGAAGAAUGGCCCGUUAGAACCAUCUCCUAUCAGCAUGAAGAAUCUUGAGGAGUUUGAGCUGAAGGAGGCACAUUCAGAACUCGUUGACGCACAGGCUACCAAAUGGCAGAACCAGAAGUCACCAGUGACUGGCUUUGAGACACCCAUCAAGUCUGUGAUAGGUAAUUGCACAGCUCAAGGUUUGGAUGUUCAGAAUGGCGGAGAGGUUCAGCUGGUAGUCAGUUGUGCCGACAAAGUUGAUCAAGAGCCACCUGAUGGCAGAAAGAUAAUGAGUACAAUGUAUGGUAGGCUAGAGUCUGUUUGCGGCAGCACUCCCUUGGAAAGUUCAGAAAGCUUGACGGAACAGGACUCAUGUGUGAAAUGCGGUAAAGAUGGGCAGCUGCUGAAAUGUUCCAGCUGCUUCUUAGCCGCCCAUGCUACCUGUUUUGGUUCAUCGGUGACAUUCGAUGACUCUGGCCAUUUUGAUUGCCCUGUUUGCUAUUGCCAUAAAGCUGAUAAAGCAUUGGAAAGGGCUAAGAAAACAUAUUCUGAAGCUAGGAAAAGUUUAUCUGUUUUCUGCAGCGGCUGGAAGCAAUUUUGUAAGGAACCCAGUGAGCAAUCUACUGGAAAUCAGCAAAGACCUGCUAACUUUGAGGAUCAGAUGAAUGGCUUUCACACAGCUAAAAAGCAAGGUAACCGUCAGUCUGAAGCAGCUGAGCUAUGUCGCAUGGACGAAGAGCCUAGUCAUCUGCGUUCCGGCUUUGUUUCGUUUUUUGUUGUCACUCAAAGAGGUGGUUUUUUCUAUUUUCUUUUGGUUUUCUGUGUUAUGUUUGGUUUUUGUUUUUUUCUCCAUUUUUAAUUCUAUAAUUUCUCCUUUUCAGAUUUGUUUUCCCUUAUGGGCUUUCAUGGGCUUUUUAAUACAUCUUGAUUUUUUUUGUA